CUCCCGGCGCUCCCGCCUCUUCCGCGCGCCCUCUCCCCGCCCCCGCACUCCUGCCCCGCACCCCUUCGCCGCGCCUCACACCUUCCGCCUGCUCCUGCCGCUUCCCUGCGCCUUGUCUCCGCACUCGACCCCCAUCCCUUUCCCGCGCUCUCAACCCGCGUUCCUCCUUUUCUGCGCCCUCACCCUUUUCCCGCGCGUUCCCCUCUCCCCGCGCCCCACCGUCUCCCACGUCCGCCUCUGCGUCCUUCUCCGCGCCCCACCUUCUCACCGAGCCUGAGCCCCGGGUCCCGGCCCGCCUCCCCCUACCCAGCAACCAGGUCCCCUUUUGGUGGCGGUGGUGGCGGCGGCGGCGGGGGAGGAGGCGGCACUCAGCUUGCCUAGCUGGCGACCGGGACGCGGGCUGAGUGGUUGUUCCUUGGCAUGACCUCCUCGUUAGCCGGGUCUGGGUCUUCAUUUGUUAACCCCAAGCUCCACCGCCAUGAAGGUGAAGAUUAAGUGCUGGAAUGGCGUGGCCACUUGGCUCUGGGUGGCCAACGACGAGAACUGUGGCAUCUGUCGGAUGGCCUUUAAUGGCUGCUGCCCGGACUGCAAGGUGCCGGGCGACGACUGUCCCCUGGUGUGGGGCCAGUGCUCCCACUGCUUCCACAUGCACUGCAUCCUCAAGUGGCUCAACGCACAGCAGGUGCAGCAGCACUGCCCCAUGUGCCGCCAGGAGUGGAAGUUCAAGGAGUGACGCGGCCCCUCUGGGCCGUGACAGGGUUGACGCGAGGACUGGAGCUGCGUUUGUUUUUCAUCACGCGUUGACGCUUUUAUCCAAUAAAUAAAACUCAU
Messenger RNA from Lynx canadensis (Canada lynx), 831 nucleotides. RefSeq names its product anaphase promoting complex subunit 11 (gene ANAPC11). Gene Ontology annotation, cellular component: anaphase-promoting complex; nucleus. Gene Ontology annotation, molecular function: ubiquitin protein ligase activity; zinc ion binding; cullin family protein binding. The coding region runs from base 479 to 733 and encodes 84 amino acids. The record is from RefSeq and is a predicted model, not a curated record. The transcript is spliced from 3 exons. Lineage: Eukaryota; Metazoa; Chordata; Mammalia; Carnivora; Felidae. Gene Ontology annotation, biological process: protein ubiquitination; positive regulation of mitotic metaphase/anaphase transition; anaphase-promoting complex-dependent catabolic process.